Molecule: messenger RNA, 2913 nt
Organism: Lethenteron reissneri (Far Eastern brook lamprey)
Lineage: Eukaryota; Metazoa; Chordata; Hyperoartia; Petromyzontiformes; Petromyzontidae
Gene: SLC48A1
Product: solute carrier family 48 member 1
Biological process (GO): heme transport
Cellular component (GO): plasma membrane; lysosomal membrane
Molecular function (GO): heme transmembrane transporter activity; heme binding
Source: RefSeq, a predicted model, not a curated record
CCCCCCCACCGCGGCAGAGAGCGCCGGGAGCCCCCCCGAGUCGCGAGUCGAGCCAUGGCGCCUGCUGCUGCGGCUGCUGCGUGGAGCGAGCUGCGCGUGAAGCUGCGAGUGGCGCUCAGCGCCGUGGGCGCCCUCGUGGGCGCCUCCGUGUUCGCCGUGUGGAGCCUCCACUACGGGCAGCCCUACACGGGGGCCUGCGGAGGCCUCUCCGGUGUGCUGGCCAUAUGGACGCUGGUGACCCAUGUGAUGUACAUCAAGGAUUACUGGCGGACCUGGAUACAGGGCCUGAGGUUCUUCUUUACUGUGGGCGUGAGCUUCCAAGUGAUUGCCCUGGUGGGCUUCAUCACCUUCUUGGCAUUGGCCAUCUCCGCACAUCAGGCCCUGACAGACCCCACAAGCCUAUACAUUACUUGUAUUUGGUGCCUAAUGACUUUGAAGUGGGCAUUCUUUCUCUCAUACUAUGCUCACCACUACCACGAGGAAUGUGCUGAUGUUAAUACCCUCGAUGAUAUCUAAGGCCAUGCUACACGCGCAACAUUUUCAAGGGCAUCAGCAUCGAGAGUGGUAAACGGUGGUGAAUAAAGAUGCAUUUUUGCAACAUGCUGUUUUCUGCUAGCACAGUUUUCUAGACUUUAAACUGCAUAUCUACAUUUUAUUAGACAUAUAUGUGCGAGGAAGGAGGGUUCUUGCCCAGAACGUCACCUAUUGUUUUUUUGUUCUUAAGGCCACAUAGAGGCUAUUGACAAAAAGUAUUUUUUUUUGCGUUUGUGCACCACUGCCAACGCAGUUCACCAAAUACUUUGUUCAACUGAUUGAGAUCAGAUUUUGAUUGUUGCUUCAAUAUCCAGUGAUGCAAUACUGUACUGUAUAACUUAAAUUGUUACAAAUAAAGUAAAAACUGUAAUUAUUUGUAAAAUAUAUGUUAAUUUACUUCUCUUGAAAAUGUGCUGUACUUAUCUGCUGACAAGCUAUUGUCUCUAUGUGUAAUUAUAAAUCAAACAAUGGAUUUAGUGAUGCUGCGUGCAGUGGUGACACGACCACAAUGACCAAGAGCCCAACAUAUUAAUUUAUAAUACGCCUGCCUUUAAAGUAAACAUUCUAUAAUAAGUGACCUUUCGGACCAUUACCUUCGUCUGAAAUGUGUAAUUGAGGAAUGUGUUGAAAUGUUGUAAUUAAAAGCAGCCUCUGACCUAUGGUUGCCUUUUCCCAAAAUCGGAUUCUAAAAUGUAAUGGUUUUUAUUGGAAUAUUUUGAGUACACAUAUGUUAAGAUUGAACAUUUGGAAUUCACCUCCGCGUAACCCCGUUUUUUGUUUGUGGACCCUGCAAUUUCUCACCUCUGCAACCCCGUGAUACAGAGAAUAAAAUUGCGCCCUUUGCCUCGUGCCCCGAGCUCUGCUUGUAAACGUUUAGCUGUUGCCAUAUGGCCUUGAGCCGGAUUGCUCAUGAGUAAACCCCACUUUAUGCAGCCCAAGAUGAGCACAUGAUUCGCUGUUACCCUCCCUCACGUGUUGAAGCACCCCGCAUAUGGGGAAGGGAGAGAGUAAUUUUGGUCUUGACAGGAACAAUGUCAUACUUCCCCUGGAACACUCAGUGGAGGGGAUACACAUUAACAUGCAUCUUGGGGGAUGAUGUGGGUAAUGUGAAUGUCACUUUAUUAAUAAUACGAGGAAUAUGAGUAUCAAAAACAUAUUAAAGAUAAUACUAACAAUGAUAUUCAUAUUAACAAUACUACAGGAAUACCCUGUUAUACCUAAUGGACAUGUCCCUUUAAAUCCUACUUAAUUCAAUUACUUAAAGCGAACUCUAAUUUCCUAGAGCCAUUAUAUAAAAAUUGGCAGUUGCGUUCCUAGCUGACAUUUCUGGGAAAAAAUGCAUGGCUAAAUGUUAUGAAGUGUACAAAAAUGCAUAUUUUUCAUACGUUAAUAUACAUUGCAACUCAUAAUAAAUACGAAUAAUGAGAUGCAAAUUUCGAUUUAAAGCUUUCAUGGCUGCAGGGAUUCAUAUUCUUGGUUCUUUCGGUAAAGUCACGUAGAAUGGAAAUAAUAAAAUAAUAAAAUUUUACAUAAAAAUAAAACAAUAAAAUUCUCACGAGGUUUCGAUUGCAACACAAGCAAUCAUCAUCAGGUGUGAAAACCACAUUUUCUUGCUGUGGUUUUCACAUCUGAUGAUGAUUGCUUGUGUUGCAAUCGAAAUGUCGUGAGAAUUUAAUUGUUUGAUUUUUAUUAUUUUAUUAUUUCCCUUCUACGUGGCUUUACCGAAAGAAUUAAGAAAAAUAUUUACACCUUAUGUAGAUUUUGAAAUUCAGUCACCUUUACAUACUAUAUGAAUACAAAUUGUGGUUUUUUUUCAAAAGUGUUGUAAAUGUGUGAUUGUGAGGAACAGUAGUGUCAUGAUAAGUGCAAUACUCUUAAAGUAAGUAUUGCUGUCCUGGGUUACGUUUGUAUACCAUGGACAUCGGUGGCACAUUAUAUGUCAGCCAUACCAGGGACACAGAAGCAGUUGAGUACCUAGUUAUUUUUACCCACUGUUGGCAAUAUUUUCGGUACUUACAUGAUUGCACGUUGUAAUUGGUUGUGUUUUUUUCCAUUCCAGCAAUAAGGAUUUGGGUUCAAUCUUUAUUAUUAUUAAAUAGCUCAGCUGAAAUUUGGAUUUGAUUCGAUUUGGUUCUGAUGGAUUCAUCCCAUUUCUUCGAAUAAAAAACAAAUAUGGCAUAGCUAAGUAAUUUUCGUUACAUUUUCAGUGGAUGUUUUAGAGUGAGUGCUUGUGGAUGUUGUCCUAAGUUUUAACACCGAUGGAAAGUGAUUCCAAUAUGUGAUUAUGAUAGUUAAAAUGAUGUGUAUGUAUGAAAAAUUCGGUAAUACAGAGUCUGAGUCAUCAAAGAAAAAUAAAGUGUAUUUACAAUCUAUACACAA